AAGAAUCAGAUUUAGAUAAUACUCAUAGUUAUGACAAACAGUUAGACGAGCUAUCUAAUGAAAAUAAUAAAUAUCAAAGCAAAGAAUUUUUACUCAAACUAAGUAUCAAAACUGAGAAUAAUAAUAUAUUAUCUGCUAAACGGUUAACUAUUCUAGCAGAUUCUUGUAGCGAAUUUUAUAAUCAAAUACUUUUUGAUAUUCAAUUUCAACUAAAUAAUAUUGCCAUUACUCAAAACGAUUAUGUCUUGGCAUAUAAAGUAACAAAAGAAACUGGCACGAGAACUCAAAUUAUUAAUGAAGAAAUUUUGAAAAUGAAUGAAUUAGCAGAUAUUAAUAUGCUACCAAGUUAUGCAAUAUUUACUUUGCCACCUAAAACAAGAGAGAUGUCUAGUUCGAAUCAAGCAUUAUCUAAUUGUCCACAAUUAUUAGUUAAUUCUUCAUUGCAAUUGCUAUCGCAAAUGCUAUCACAAUCAUCAUUACAACUAUUUCCACAAUUGUCAUCACAACUAUUUUCACAAUCACUUCUGCAAACACCCUUACAAGCAACUUCACAAAUAUCUUUGCAAACAAAUAAUUUUUCAUCACAACCAUUAAAUAAUUUUUUUUUAAAUUCAUCUAAUAUUUCCUUACAAAUGUCACCAAAUGUUUCCUUGCAAAUAUCGUCAAAUAUUCUCUUACAAAUGCUGCCAAAUAUUCCCUUACAAAUACCACCUUUAUAUAAACUAUCUUCUCAAUUAUUGCCCAAUAUUUCUUCACAACCCUAUUUCAUGCCAUUUUCAAUUUUUCCUAAUUUAUAA
Messenger RNA from Racocetra persica, 797 nucleotides. The record is from the annotation of a GenBank genome assembly. Lineage: Eukaryota; Fungi; Glomeromycota; Glomeromycetes; Diversisporales; Gigasporaceae.